Messenger RNA from Schistosoma turkestanicum, 2988 nucleotides. The record is from the annotation of a GenBank genome assembly. Lineage: Eukaryota; Metazoa; Platyhelminthes; Trematoda; Strigeidida; Schistosomatidae.
AUUCUAGCGGGUAUCCUUCGGCAUAUACAAACAGGCGAAACAUUCUGUGUAAAGAUGACUUCAACAGGCCCUUCGCUUAAAAGACAAGAAAUCAUCCGUGCAAUUUGCACACGCUUAAUUCGUCAGCGGUUAUUUGCUUUAAAUAUGGAAUCAAGUCAAAUCCCGAUUCCUGGACAUCCUACUCAUUGUAUGAGAGUUUUACAUUCUAAAAACUUUUUUACCCAUAAAGGUCCUAUCAUUAUUUUAUUACAAGGUGGUGGAGUUGCUCAGGCUGGUGUUUGGGCUCCACGUCUUCUAUUACAUCCUCAACAUGGUCUUCAAUCUGGCAGUCAAAUAUCUUUAGUUCAAAAAGCACAUGAACAAGGUUAUGCAAUAGCUAUUGUCAACGCAAAUGAAUAUGUCCCAAGUGAAACAGAAAUGGAUGCUAUGGAAACAUUUUCUAAUCCUUCUUGUUCUUUAAAUGAUGUCAAGAAAUGUGUACAUAUUGAUCAUAAUCUUAAACCAUAUGUUCAUAUCAACAGUCAUGAUGCAUCAAUCCAUCUCACUGUACCUGAUCAUUCAAAGAAGAUUAUAGUAUCACCUAUGCUUGACAAUAACCUUCAUCAUCCAAUUGCUUCCGAUUCUAAUUUAGAAAAUCCAGUACUCUGUGUACCAUGUAAAUCAUCUACUGACAAAGAAUCCAAACGAUUAUUUCAAUCGUGUUCAACAACAACACCAUCAUCAUCAUCAUCAGCUUUAUCAUGGCUAUUAACUGGAUCGAAUUCUACCAGCAGUUCAACUAUGCAGACAGAGUCUAACAUACAAAGCACACCUGUUUGUAGUGUCAAUUCCAUUAGUGCAUCAACGAAUGAAACUUGUUUACCUUCAUCGACUACUGAUUUUUCGCUGAAUAUGCAUGUAAAACAUGUUAGUUUGACGGAUAAUCCACCUUCGUCGUCGUCGUCAUCAUCAUCAUCAUUAAAAGCUACACAUUUACUGAACUAUCAAUCACAAUCACAAAAAUAUACACCUUCAAUUUCGUCAAAUAACAUUAAUUCUAAGAAUUUGAUACAAGUUUUACAAAAUAGAAAUACUGCUUCCGAUGAUAGGAAUUUACUUAAUUCAUUCAAUUGUCAAUCCCUUGUUGAAAAUUCAACUUCUAUAAUAAAUUCAGGAAAUAAUAAUGAUACAGCUGUUAAAAAACCUUCAGUCAACUGUCAUCUUUUCACAUCAUCAUUACCGACAGCAUCAAUAAUGACAACGCAACCAGUAACAACUGAUACACCAUCAUAUUCCAAUGGAGAUAGGAGCCGAAAUAUUCCAAAGAGUCGUUCGUUAAACAGUGAUUCAAAAGUGUCAAAUAUUUCUCUAGAGGAUCGUCUGUAUGGAAUAUGGCGUCAACUUAUACCACAUUGUGCAUCGAAUCACAUAUUAGUUUGGGCGCAUCAACAAGGUGCCAAUGCAUUUAUUCAUCCAUUUAAACCGAUGCCUGAUGUGUUUCCUGGGUUCUUAUCACCAGCUUCAGUUAAUCCAUUAAAUAAAAUGUCUUCUGCUUCUGUUAACACUAAUAAAAUACAAGAAGUGUCAGAAGAUAAUUGUCACUCAGCAAAAAAUCAUUCUGAGUCAAUUUUCCCGUCUACUGAACAUAAUGAUCUCACUUCUGACAAAGGUAUGGAAUCUUUGUCUAGUCACUAUGACAAUCUUAACUCAGCACAACAUCACAAACCUAAAAUGCAAAUUGACAAACAAUUAGUAUGGUCGAAUGAUGGUUUAUCUAAAGGAUUAAAAUCACCAAUUGUUGGGACCGAUACAAUUCCACAUCCCACUUAUAAAAAACCACGUUUGUCUAAUGAAUACAAUAGAAAUAAUCCUACUAGUACACAAGUUGUGUAUACUAAUGUAUCCAAUGAUUAUAAGAGCAAUGAUAUUGGCAUUGAGAAUAGUACUGACAAGCCAAGAAAACAUUUCACAAGAAGACGUCAUUUAUCUGCUGGACCUAUACUUAUGAAUCAUAAAAAUGAAAAUAUUAUACGUAAAAGUGAUAAUUCACUUCCUAAUACAAAUGAUCAUGUACAAUCUGAAAAGAAUACUCAAUCACUUAUAGGUACCACCAAUGUUAUUCCUGAGGAAAUUGAAGAAAUGCGUUCUAAAGUUCCCACUGGACGUUUAUGGUUGGAUAGACGCAUUUAUGGACCAUGGAGACAUCACGUCACUCCAGAAGCUUCAAGGCGUGCAUUUCGGUUACCAGAUGAUAAUGACUUUUCAGCCAAUAAAAGUCCAAAGAAAAGUGUUUCGAAUUCUACUACAAAUCAACUUGAGAAUAGAUUAUCUGUUGAUAGUCUACCAGCAGUAAGCGGCAGUGAUUUGGAUGUCAUGCUUUUUGCUAAAUAUGGUGGUGUAAUACCUAAAACUGUUGGUAUUUGGUCUGAUAUCAAUUCAAAUGAUAAUAAUAAUAAUUCAGAUGAAUUUUUACAGUUACGUUUAGCACGAGCAUGGCAACGUAAAGCGGAACGUAUAUGGCAUGAGUUAAAAAGUCGUGUAAAAGCUGUUGUAUUUACUGAUUCAGCAGAUGUGUUAGAUCUAUGUGCAGCUGGGGUUGGAUGGGGAUUAAAUAUGCUUAAUGAACAGGAUAAUACUAGAAAUGAUGAAUUGCCUUCUAUUUAUAAGCCUACCAUAUAUCGACAAAAUCUACCAAAUAAAGUUUUACAAUUCAGAGAAUGGUUAUCACAGAAUUCGGUAAACUAUGUAGCAGCCAAUGUUGAAUUAGGUGCACGACUGAAUCCACAAGUUAAAACACAACAAUUUGCUAUCCCAGUACUUUCAUCGAGCACAACAGAACAUGAUCUUAUUCCUAGUACUGUAUUACAACAUGUAUUUGAUUUUUUCCAAUCGAAAUUACAACCAUUACAUUCAAAAGAAAAUAAUGAAUACACAGCAAGUUCACAAUCGUCUUCAACAAUCAUGCAACAUAAUACUUGUUCGAUGUUAUCAUCUGUACAUCAUUCAUAA